AUGCCUAUAUCAGACUAUGAUUUUACUUUUAAAUUUUUUCGUCCACCACAACGUACUGUACCUUUUCAUAAUGGUCUUUUGGAUACACGAACUAAACAUACAAAAGCACAAGAUCGUCUUGUUGUUGCUGAACAACGUCUAGUCGAUGUUGAACGAAGAAAAUCAUCUACUCAUCUACAAUCACUUGCAUAUGAACAAAAACGACUCGAAAAAAAACUUGCAUUACUUCAUAAUAAUAUUAAUUCAACAUAUUCAGAUCAACCUUUGAAAAUGCGUGAUCGUUCAUCUAGUGAAGUUAUUCUUCCAAAGAUUCGUCCAUCAAAAUCAAUGAAUGAACCAUUAUCUAUACAUCUUUCAAAAUUAUCUAUGAGUUUACAAGAUAGCAAACAAAAUCUAUUAUCUCUACCAAAAAUUAUUGAUCCUGGACGACGUCUUUCAGCAUAUUCUGAUGGUGAUGUUUCUGAAAGUUCGUUUUUUACCAGUGAUAUGGAUAGUGGUGAAGACGGAGAAACUGAAGAUGAUAAAAAUUUAAAAUCUCAUUUACAAACUAUUGCAUCGAAAAGAUUAUCAAUAAAACGAGAUAAACUACUUCUUCGAAAACCUAUUAAACCAUUACCACCUAUUGUUGCUAUUAUUCCACCAGAAGAAGAUUUUUUGUAA
Adineta steineri is the source of this 660-nucleotide messenger RNA. Lineage: Eukaryota; Metazoa; Rotifera; Eurotatoria; Adinetida; Adinetidae. The record is from the annotation of a GenBank genome assembly.